AGCGAUGACAAGCAAAUGCUCGGGAAUCCAUCGUUUCCCGCCAGGAUUUUGGUUUGGAGCCGCCACGUCUUCCUACCAGAUCGAAGGCGGCUGGAAUGUCAGUGAUAAAGGCGAAAGCAUCUGGGACAGGUUGGUGCAUUCCCGGCCGGAGGCUAUCCUGGACGGCAGUACUGGCGAUGUGGCGUGCGACUCCUACCACCGCUGGCAGGAGGACCUGCAGAUUAUCAAAGAGAUGGAGCUGGACCACUACAGGUUCUCCAUAUCCUGGCCGCGUCUGCUGCCUCUCGGGUUCAGCAAUAAGAUCAGCCAAGAUGGCCGCCGGUACUACAACUCUAUCAUAGACGGGUUACUAGCGCGCGGCGUCGCGCCUGUAGUGACUCUGUACCACUGGGACCUGCCGCAGAGGCUGCAGGACCUUGGAGGCUGGACGAACCCCCUCAUAGUGGACUGGUUCGCAGACUACGCUCGCACAGUGUUCUCUCUCUUUGCUGACCGCGUGCGCACCUGGGUCACCAUAAACGAACCUGGCUCCGUCUGCGACAUGGGUUAUACGGGAGUCCUGGCGCCUGGGAUCCGAGACAUGGACGUUGGAGCGCUGCUGUGCACGAAGCAUGUGUUGCUGGCGCACGCUGCUGCUUAUCGGGUGUACCAAAAGGAAUUCAAGACGAAAUAUUAUGGUGAACUAUCGAUCGCGAACCACGAGAUGUGGUUAGAACCGAAAACUGACCAAGACGUGGAAACUACUUCGCUGGCGAGAGAAUAUUUAUACGGUCGUUACUCGCACCCCAUCUACUCCUCCACAGGGGGUUGGCCGCCCGCGCUGGAGAAGUACAUGGCAGAGAAGAGCAAGAGAGAAGGGUACCCAAGGUCAAGAUUCCCGCCGUUCACACAGGACGAGAUACAACUCUUGAAAGGAUCCUUCGAUUACUACGGGCUGAACCACUACACGUCGCGCAUAGUCCGUACCGCGACCACCGAGACUCGCCUGUCCCACAAGCCGCGAGACAAGCUCCUCGAGUUCACGUCACGAGGAGCUAAAGAAAUUGGCGCGAUGCUGGAGGCUCCGGCACACUGGAAGAUCGGCCAGUCGCCCUGGCUGAAGGUGUACCCAGAAGGCCUUCGGCACCUCUUGAAGCAGAUCAAACAGGAGUACGGGGACGUAAGGAUCCUGAUCACUGAGAACGGGUACUCCGACGACGGCCACCAGCUCCUCGAUCAGGAUCGGCUUGAGUACCACAGGGACUACUUGGAACAGGUUCUCAAGUCCAUCACUGAAGACUCGGUGCGGGUGAUCGGCUACACGGCCUGGUCACUCCUGGACAACUUUGAAUGGAUGGACGGAUACACGUCGCGCUUCGGGUUAUACUCAGUGGACUUCGCCUCCGCGCACCGGCGCCGCGCCGCACGCGCUUCCGCUCGGUUCUACGCAGGCGUGGUGCGUGCGCGCACCCUUAGCGGUCACACACACAACGCCACGAGAUAACUUCGUCUUAAUGUGAUUCCGUGUUUGCAAGUUAAUAAAAAGCCUUGAAAGG
Leguminivora glycinivorella is the source of this 1535-nucleotide messenger RNA. Its product is annotated as myrosinase 1-like. The record is from RefSeq and is a predicted model, not a curated record. The transcript is spliced from 10 exons. Gene Ontology annotation, biological process: carbohydrate metabolic process. Bases 5 to 1483 code for a protein of 492 amino acids. Gene Ontology annotation, molecular function: beta-glucosidase activity. Lineage: Eukaryota; Metazoa; Arthropoda; Insecta; Lepidoptera; Tortricidae.